Molecule: messenger RNA, 1023 nt
Organism: Pectinophora gossypiella (pink bollworm)
Lineage: Eukaryota; Metazoa; Arthropoda; Insecta; Lepidoptera; Gelechiidae
Gene: CSP14
Product: allergen Tha p 1-like
Exons: 3
Coding region: 174-557 (127 amino acids)
Source: RefSeq, a predicted model, not a curated record
GCAAUGUCAGUAUUGUAUAGGUAAUCAAGCGGAAAACAUUCGUCUUAGAUUAUUAGACAAAUAAGGAAGUAAAAGAAAAAAACAAUAUUCGUGCAUAUAAAUGAUAAAUUCGUGUGUGUCCAAAAAUAAAACUAAGUUAAAAAAGGUUUAUUUAUAUACAGGACACAAUAAACAUGAGGAGUUGGCUGGUAUGUCUGUGCGCGCUGACGGUAGUAGCGCUGUGUUCAGCGCAGCGCAGGCAGGGUCUGCCCAACCGUUACGAGAACUUCAAUGCUGACUCCAUCAUCCAGAACGAACGAGUGCUGCUCGCCUAUUACAAGUGUGUCAUGGAUAAAGGCCCCUGUACGAAGGACGGCAAGAAUUUUAAACGCGUGCUACCAGAGACGCUAUCGACAGCCUGCGCGCGAUGUUCGCCCAACCAGAAGGCGGUGGUGAGGAAACUGCUGAUGGGCAUCAGAGCUAAGAGCGAGCCGCGCUUCCUCGAGCUGCUGGACAAGUACGACCCUCAGCGGCUCAACAGAGAGGGACUUUACAACUUCCUCCUAACUGGACAAUAAAUUAAUCAAAUUGAUCAUAAUCUUACAUACAUAAACUCACACCUAUUUCCCAUUUGAAUAGAAUAGAAAUAGUUUAUUAUGAAAGGACGCCACACACAAAAAGAAAGACAACAAUAUCAUAUCAAAUUUCCACUAAAACAAUUACAAAAAAGCAAGAAGGAUGUUAGUCGAAAUGAUCAUAAGUAAGCAGAGUCAUAAUUGUAAGCAGAGAUCAUAGAAUUCCAUUUGCUUCGAUUUUGACAAAUUUCUCUUGCGUCCUCCACAAUACGUCCCACUGAUGGGCACAGGCUUCCCCUCAAUUAACUAGAGCGGUAUGAGGCAUACUCCAUCACGCUGCUCAAGUGCGGAUUGAUGAUGAUUAUGACAAUAUUUGUAACAAUCAGGAUAUAUAAUUUCGUAAUAUUUAUGUCUUAUUAUGUUCUUCGUCUGGGAAAGACCUUCUCGGUUUUUCGGCUCUACUUAUCUU